Aspergillus alliaceus is the source of this 1082-nucleotide messenger RNA. RefSeq names its product CIA30 family protein. The record is from RefSeq and is a predicted model, not a curated record. Gene Ontology annotation, biological process: NADH dehydrogenase complex assembly. Bases 17 to 724 code for a protein of 235 amino acids. NCBI's taxonomy places the organism in Eukaryota, Fungi, Ascomycota, Eurotiomycetes, Eurotiales, Aspergillaceae. The transcript has 3 exons.
AACUUUACACCUCAAAAUGGACUCAAAUGUAGCAGCAAGAUUACCCCUUUUCGGAGGUCCCAGGGCCUGGAAUCCCUCCGACUGGACCUCCACCGACGAUCGUGUCCGCGGUGGAUCCUCCCACUCCAAAAUGACCUGUUCCCCGGCUUCGCUCGUCGCCAAAUUCAGCGGAUACCUCGACAUCAGCACACUCGGCGGAGCGGGGUUCGCCUCGCAGCGGACAACAGGCGAAGACCGGACCUGGGAUCUCUCGGCCUACGAUGGCCUGGAGCUGGAUAUUACGUCUGGGAAUGGGAAGUUGUUUACGAUUACGCUGACAGAUGAGGCUGUGCGCAAACGCCCGGAUGGAAGACAGGAGAGUGCGAUGAGCUGGGAAUAUGAUUUCCGGGCAAGUGACGAGCCGGAGAAGGUUUUUGUUAGAUGGGGGGAUUUUAGGCCUACGUAUCGGGGGAAGGAGGUGGAGGGUGCGAGGCCGUUGGAUUUGGGUGGGGUGAAGAGGUUUGGGCUUAUGGUGCGGAGUUUCUUUGGGACACAGGAAGGGGAGUUCUAUUUGAAUAUUGUAUCGAUCGCGGCGCUUCGAUUUACGUACGAGAGUGACGAUGGUGACCACCCGGAGGAUGAAAAGGACUAUGUGAUUGUGGAGGAAAAGCCGAUCAGGUCUUCGGAUGCGUCGACAACGCGAGGCUGGAUGAGCUGGGUUGGGAAGUGCUUGGGUUUGGUCUAACACACGGUCACAGCAAUCACCUCUCGGUUUAGCCAAGCUAUGACUCUCUGCACAGGCUAUAUUGCCUGUGCUGGUAUAUGACUUUACGAAUAUUUUCCGAAAUUAUAUGUCGCACUUUCACGUCGGCAACACCUCUUAGGAUGGUGCUACUGUUGAAACCCUGAACGAGAUAAGAUAUGUCUAUUAGACAAUCCCUAAGAUGAAAUGAUCAUGAAAAUUAAGAGUUUUGGAACUGAAGAUACUAGGCUGUAUAUAUAUAUACGGCGUAUUUUGCUGUAUAUGGCUCUUCUUGAUCAAGCAUUCUAACAUGACCCUUCUGGCCGGAGUCUCGACGAACUAGUCAUCAAGCAUAUCUUCA